CCUCCCCGUCUUCCCAACAGGUCAUCCACCGUCUGCACAUGCCUUACCUGGAUGAUGAACUCAAUCACUCGGGCUGGAAUGCACCCAUCAGCUCCUUUGGGGACACUGGCAUUGAGCGCAACUGCCUCGUCCUCCCGGGUCUGCGCUCCGGCCGUGUUUAUGUGGUGGACACGGGCUCUGACCUGUGCGCUCCCAGCUUGUGCAAAAUCAUCGAACCCCGAGAAAUCAUCAAGAAAACCAAUUUGGGUUUCUUGUACAGACCACGUUGCUUAAGCAGCAGGGAGGUUUUGAUCAGCGCCUUUGGAGAUGCGUUCGGCAACGGAAGAGGUGGACUUCUCGUUCUGGACCCGGAAACCUGGGAAGUGAAAGGGAGCUGGGAGUGUCCGGAAGAUGGACGUGACAAAAUGGAUGACUUCUGGUACCAGCCGCGGCACAACGUCCUGAUUAGCGCCCAUGGACCGGAGCCCAAGUUCAUUAUGAGUGGGUUCAGUCCAGACAAUCUGAGAAAAGGGCGAUAUGGCGGUCACCUUGAUGUCUGGGACUUGACCACCCACCGCCUCCUCCAGUCAAUUGACCUGGGUGAAGAUUCGGGCCCAAUAGAGGUCUGUUUCUUGCACAACCCCAACUCGGUCCAUGGUUAUGUGUCCUGCCCUCUAGAGAGCUCAAUCCACCAUUUCUUCAAGACAGAGGGUGGAUGCUGGGUGGCUGAGAAAGUGAUCCAAGUGCCAAACAAGAAAGUAUCAGGAUGGAUCUACCCCGAAAUGUCAGGGUUCGUUUUCGAUAUCGUCAUCUCUCUGGAUGACCGGUUCCUCUAUGCAUGCAACUGGGUGCAUGGCGAUGUCCGCCAAUACGAUAUCACAGACCCGCACUGUCCCAAACUGGUCGGGCAGGUGUUUGUGGGGGGCUGCCUUGAGAAAGGGGGCUCUGUAACUGUCCUUGAGGAUCCAGAGCUGGAUUGCCAACCUGAUCCCUUUGUGAUCCAGGGAAAGAAGGUUCAAGGAGGGCCUGUAAAGCUUCAGCUGAGCUUGGACGGCGCUCGUCUCUAUGUCACCAGCUCUGUUUUCACGCCUUGGGACAAGCAAUUUUACCCUAAGUUGGUCAGGGAAGGUUCGGUCAUGCUCCAGCUGGAUGUGGACACCGAGAAGGGCGGUCUUUGUGUGAACCCGGAAUUCCUGGUGGAUUUCGGGCAUGAACCAUGCGGUCCAGCUCGGGCGAGAGAUAUGCGCUAUCCUGGCGGGGAUUGCACCUCUGACAUCUGGGAUUAGCGUGCAUCCUUUCCAGGUCGUCUUCAAGUCGAUGGGAGAAUCACGAAUUGGAAUCCACUAAAUAUUUUUUAGUUCAGUGCUUGCUGUGGUGACUUCUUGCUGUAAAUGUCAACAUAAGACAUACAAUUGUUCUAGUAGUGUAUAUCCAUCUCUUUCUCUGAGUGUCCUUGGGACUGCUUCCUGCCUGCUUCCUCCCUUCUCCAGCUCUGAAAGAACCAACUCACAAUGUCUCCAUGGCAGCCUCAUUUUUUCCCUUCAUUUUUUGCUCCCUUUCUCCUCUUUCCUCCUCUUCUGUUUCUCUUUCUUACCGUCUUAUCAACAGCUUGGUGUAUAAGGCCUUUUAUAAGGAGGGUCUCUGUAGAGAUCUUCUGUUCUGAUCACAAAUAUUAUACAUAGGCUGAUCCCGUUAAAAAAUAAAGUGGU
Messenger RNA from Anolis carolinensis (green anole), 1688 nucleotides. Its product is annotated as methanethiol oxidase. Bases 39 to 1265 code for a protein of 408 amino acids. The record is from RefSeq and is a predicted model, not a curated record. Gene Ontology annotation, molecular function: selenium binding; protein binding. Lineage: Eukaryota; Metazoa; Chordata; Lepidosauria; Squamata; Anolidae. The transcript is spliced from 9 exons.